GGCAGGAAGACAAUAUCAGGUGGACCGCGGGGAAGAUGGCGGCUGCCAAAGCGGGCCCACGUGUGCGCGGGACUGCUGUGGGCGAGGAGGAAGCGGACAGCGAUUCUGAGUUAAGCUCAGGACUUACAGAAGACAGCUACUCUUCGGGAGGUGAAGCCCUGGAUGGCGAUGAUGAAGAUGAAACUGCAGCUGAUGGCAAUGUGGUUGAAGAGGCAACAAGCUCCAAAGCUGGCCCAAGUGCAGGCUGGGCAGAUGCCAUGGCAAGAGUGCUCAACAAAAAGGUUCCGCAAAAUAAGGCCACCAUCUUGGCAAAGAAUAAAAAACUGGAGAAGGAGAGAGAAAAAGAAAGACAAGAAAGACUGGAGAAGAGGAUGAAGCUCGAUAAAAAACGGGAGUGGGAAAUGAUGUGCCGAGUGAAGCCAGAUGUUGUCAAAGACAGAGACAGAGAAAGAAAUCUUCAGAGAAUUGCCACGAGAGGUGUUGUACAACUAUUCAAUGCUGUCAGGACACACCAAAAGAACAUUGAUGAGAAGGUGAAGAAAGCUGGAAGCUCUGAGAGGCAACGUGCUAAACUGCUGUCAUCUGUUUCAAAGAAAGAUUUCAUCAAUGUUUUAAGAAACAUGGAGGGUGCUAAAGGAAACAAGAAUCCAGCUGGAAAGGCCACAAAAAAUAAACAGGGUGAAGUGAAGUCUGAAGAAGGGCCAGAAUGGAAUAUACUGCGUGAUGACUUCAUGAUGGGAGCAUCUAUGAAAGACUGGGACAAGGAAAGUGAUGGAGAGGGCAAUACAGAACAAGGAGGUGGUCUGAAACAAGAAGACGACAGUGACUGAAAAACAUUCAAGAUAAUGUUUUAUCUUCUCAACUUUCUUUGGAUAACAAGUCAGCAUUCUGUGAAUGUACAACACUUGGAGGAUAUCUCUUUUUUAAAAACAAAAAGAAUAGACUUGCACAGCUUUGGAGUGUGUUCCAUGUCAAACUUUUAUUUAAUAUUGCUUCGCCUGCUAUACUGAAACCCUGAAAUAUUUUCCAAAACAUGUAUAAUUUUCAACAUAUUUCCAAAACAUUUUGUACAGUCAAAAUAGUGGCACCUGCCCAAUGAAAGAUUGAUUUUGCCAAGGUCAUUAAAAGUUUAUACAUUAGUCAUGGCAAUUGAUGUAUUAGUGUGCCUGCAUUUCCAAAUCAGUGUUGCACUUUGAAAAGUUGUUAGCAAUUCGCAGUAGAAAUGGCUUACAAUAAACACAGAAAUGCCGUCACCUUGUAAAGUUAUCAGACUCCUAUAGAGCCUUUACUACUUUGGCCAGAAAUGGUUUUGUAUAUAAUAAAGAAAAGCAACCAUUAAUGUGA
Messenger RNA from Colius striatus (speckled mousebird), 1344 nucleotides. It is a transcript of the gene RRP15, whose product is annotated as ribosomal RNA processing 15 homolog. Gene Ontology annotation, biological process: maturation of LSU-rRNA; maturation of 5.8S rRNA. Gene Ontology annotation, cellular component: preribosome, large subunit precursor. Lineage: Eukaryota; Metazoa; Chordata; Aves; Coliiformes; Coliidae. The record is from RefSeq and is a predicted model, not a curated record. The transcript has 5 exons. The coding region runs from base 36 to 830 and encodes 264 amino acids.